Molecule: messenger RNA, 1648 nt
Organism: Cyprinus carpio (common carp)
Lineage: Eukaryota; Metazoa; Chordata; Actinopteri; Cypriniformes; Cyprinidae
Product: BPTF-associated chromatin complex component 1-like
Cellular component (GO): NURF complex; MLL1 complex
Source: RefSeq, a predicted model, not a curated record
CGCAUUGUACUCUGGGAACUUUUAGUUCGAACUAUUGUGUUCCGUUCAUGCCGAUUAUAGAGACUUUUUAUUAGAUAUAUAAUAAAGAUAUAAAAGGUAUAUCUUCCUACGAAAGGUCACUGGAUGACUCAUUUUAAACCGGUUUGAUCGUUUUAGUUAUUAAGCGCAGCUGACUGAGACUCGACUGGACUGUUGUUGUAUGUGUGUCACUCCAGCAUGACUUCAGCUUCCACAAAGGUGGGCGAGAUCUUCUCGGCUGCAGGCGCUGCUUUCUCUAAACUGGGUGAACUGACCAUGCAGCUGCAUCCAGUGGCAGACUCCUCUCCCGCGGGAGCCAAAUGGACCGACACGGAGAUCGAGAUGCUGCGUUCUGCAGUCCGCCGUUUCGGUGAAGAUCUGAACAGCAUCAGCUCAGUCAUAAAACAGCGGACAGUUGCCCAGAUUAAGACCACAGUGAAAAGGAAGAUGUAUGAGGACAGCAGGGUACCUCUCACUUCAGAGUCGCCUAAAAAAACCAUGAAGAAAAGCCCAGUGACGCUACCGCCGCCUCCUGCAUCAGUCGCCCCGUCUGUUAUCGCUGUGCCGACCUCAAAGGUUGUUGUGACAUCUGGAUUGCAGAGUUCUUCAUCUUUACAACCAGCAAUAAAGAACCCUAAACCAGCAGAUGUGACUCUGAGUGCUCUGAAUGACUCCGAUGUGAACAGUGAUUUGGUGGAUAUCGAGGGGCUUGGAGAGGGUUCCACUAAAAAACCAAACUUUGACCAAGAGAGCUUGAAUCUGGACUCCAGUCUUAUAAUGAACUCCAGUGACCUGCCUCUGCUGUCCCGCUGAUCUUCACUUGUCAGUCGAAGUGAUAUUCAGGUGCAACGGGGGGAGCAGAGAUGAUCAAGUUUGAUCAUUGCUGUACACCUCUACCACCUUUUCUGCUGUGGCCUCGAACAGCACCAGAUCUGUACUACAUCGCCAACCAUUCUCUACCCAUGUCAGUGAAAAAAACUCCAUCCUUAGCUCUUAUUAUGCAGCAAAAAUAGAAAAUGAUUGGUUUGUGUUGUGUGAUCUGAUCUGAUCUGUCCACAGCUGAAAAGGGGUUUACAGGACAGUGGUCAAACUACUUGUAAAAAUACUUCCUCUUUUUAAUUAUUAGGCCCUUUUGGCUGAAGUAAAGCUUUGUGAAGUGAAGCGAGAUUCUGCUUUUAAUGAAAUUUUGGCAGCACAACAUCAAAAAUAGUUUCAGGAAAAUUGGACCAUUUUCUUCCACUGCCACUGUAUAUUAGGUACAGCUUCUAUUGUAUGUAUAUAUAUGUAUAUUAUUUUUUACCAUUACAGAUUAAUUAAACCGGUCAUUUCAACAGCAAACAUAAGACAUGCCUGCUUAAAUUUCAUAUGAACAAAUCGUCCUGUCAUACAAUUUCUUGGCUUGGCAUAAAAAGACAGCAUGCAAAUCAAUAAAAUGAGUUUUUAUUAGGAUCUUUUUCAUAAGAAUAUAUGGUGUAAUAUACAUUUUAUGGUAAAUGAUAUUUCUUCUCUGAUAAAUGGACAUUCAUCAUGGGCGACCAAGAGGGAAUAAUUGUACUUUUGCUACCAAUAUGUCAAAAAAUAUCCAUCUUUCACUUAAUUUUUUCUGGCUUCCAGAAUAUAUUUACAACUU